Molecule: messenger RNA, 942 nt
Organism: Glarea lozoyensis ATCC 20868
Lineage: Eukaryota; Fungi; Ascomycota; Leotiomycetes; Helotiales; Helotiaceae
Exons: 1
Coding region: 1-942 (313 amino acids)
Biological process (GO): DNA-templated transcription initiation
Cellular component (GO): RNA polymerase I complex
Source: RefSeq, a predicted model, not a curated record
AUGGCCUCCGACAAACUCGAUUCGAAAGGGGAGAAAAAGCAGAUGUCCUCGCACGGGGAAAAGAAGCGGAAAAGAGAUCACAAGGAAGACGGACAUAAAUCGAAAUCGAAGAAACACAAGAGCGACAGGCCGGAAAAAGUCUCUACGGAAGUCUCGAAUAUUGUUUCAGAAGACCCAUCAAAUUCCCCGUUUCACAUGCAAACCGCUUCAAUGUAUUUACCGCUUGCACCUAUCUCCCAGAAAUACCCUCUCGAGGGACUUUGCGCCGAGCACCUUUCUCCUCUCAUUCUUCAAUACUACCCGCCUUUCAACGGCGUAGUUCUUGCAUACGAUAAUCCUCGACUAUCUGAGAAACCUUUUGGGACAAACACAUCUACGGAAAUGCUAUUUCAGAAUAUCGAUGAGUACGCCGUCAGUUGGAGUUGGGUAACAGCGGAAUUUUUGAUUUUCAAGAUGGAGAGCGGAGUUGAGAUCGAGGCAUACGUUAAUCUGCAGAAUGAAGGCCAUGUUGGUCUCGUGUGCUGGAAUUUGUUCAAUGCGAGUAUUGAGCGGAAACGAUUACCUGCGGACUGGAAAUGGGUGGGUGUAGAGGAGCUAGAGGCGGAGGAGGGGGCGGAAGAUAAUUACGCACCAGAUGGAGCGGGGUACUAUGUUGAUGGUAGUGGUAAUAAAGUGGAGGGGAAGUACAUGUUCAGAAUCAAGGAUGUGCAAACGGAUUCAGAUCCUCAGAGAGGGUUCGUCAGUAUUGAGGGGACAAUGCUGGGGGAAGAGGAAGAGCUAGCGUUGCUGGAGAGCGAGAAGAGCGUGGUGAAGAAACCUGUAGACUUGAUGAGCAGAAGACCAUGGCCAUCAAAAGCUAUUGGUGCUACUGUAUUAGGAGUUCCUCGGGAGCCGGACGAAGAUGAUGCAGGUGGAAGAAGAAAACACAGGCAAAGAUACUGA